This is a messenger RNA of Parasteatoda tepidariorum (common house spider), 681 nucleotides long. Its product is annotated as trans-1,2-dihydrobenzene-1,2-diol dehydrogenase. NCBI's taxonomy places the organism in Eukaryota, Metazoa, Arthropoda, Arachnida, Araneae, Theridiidae. Gene Ontology annotation, molecular function: nucleotide binding. The record is from RefSeq and is a predicted model, not a curated record.
AUGCCUAAAGGAGAUCAUGAAUUUAUUGCAGUUGCUGCCAGAAAUUUAUCUUCUGCUAAAGAAUUUGCCUCAAGUCAUGAUAUUCCAAAAGCAUACGGAUCCUAUGAAGAUCUCGCAAAAGAUUCUGAUAUUGAGGUUGUAUAUGUUGGCACUAUUGCUACACAUCACUAUGCUGUUGGAAAACUUAUGCUUGAGAGUGGAAAGCACGUUUUGAUGGAGAAACCCAUGACCUUGAAUGCCAAGCAAACAAAAAAACUUGUAGAAAUUGCAAGGAAACAGAAGCGAUUUCUAAUGGAAGCAUUAUGGAGCAGAUUUUUUCCAGCCUACAAAUUUUUCAUGGAUCUCAUUAAAAGUGGUAAAAUUGGGGAUGUCGUGCACAUAAAUGUCAACUUCGGUCAGAACCUUCUUGAAGUACUGAGGUUAAUGAAGAAGGAGCAGGGAGGUGGCUCUGUCCUUGACCUUGGUGUUUACACUUUGAAUGCCGUUACUAUGAUUUACGGUGGUGAUAAACCCACAAAAGUUGCAACAGUUGGUCAUUUAAGUGAUGGAGGCGUUGAUGCAAUACAAAGUACAAGCCUCUUAUACACUAAGAAUCGCACUGCAAAUGUUACCUCAACUCUUCUUGCACCCUGCAAUAAUGAACUUGUCAUAAUUGGAACUAAAGGGAUCAUUAAGGUAAGA